This is a messenger RNA of Cynara cardunculus var. scolymus (artichoke), 265 nucleotides long. RefSeq lists its product as uncharacterized. The transcript is spliced from 2 exons. Bases 38 to 265 code for a protein of 75 amino acids. The record is from RefSeq and is a predicted model, not a curated record. Lineage: Eukaryota; Viridiplantae; Streptophyta; Magnoliopsida; Asterales; Asteraceae.
UUUUGUAUUUCUCUUCUCCCUUGUUCUGCUUGCAAGAAUGAAUGAUGCAAGAAAAGGUCCAGAAGAAUACUGGAGAAGUAUAAUGAAAGACGAGCCCAUGCCAAAAGCGAUUCAAGAUGUUCUGAGUGAAGAUUCGACUGAUAAAGAGAAUAACAGGGAUCGAUUCACAAGAGAUUUCGAUACAAAGCCAAAUCUCAUAAUCUAUCAUUCUCAUGUGAUGUAUAAUCAAAAAGAUCACGAGUUAGCAUCUUCUAAGAUAAACUAG